AUGAGAUUGAUACUACCCAUCCUACUCCUUGCAGUUGGGACUGCAUUCGGACGCAAUUUCAAGAGAAGCCAAAAGAUUCCACUGACCCUUGACAUUGCAAGGCCUGUUCCAGAGCAUAUCGAAAGGGUUGAAUAUGAAAGCUUGCCAGAUGCCACUCAGUACAAGGUUAAGAAUUCUAGCAUGGACACCUACAUUAUUGGCGAUGUCCUUGAUUCAGUCGUAAUAAAUAAGAACAUGGAGUAG
This is a messenger RNA of Theileria equi strain WA, 243 nucleotides long. Its product is annotated as signal peptide-containing protein. The coding region runs from base 1 to 243 and encodes 80 amino acids. The record is from RefSeq and is a predicted model, not a curated record. NCBI's taxonomy places the organism in Eukaryota, Apicomplexa, Aconoidasida, Piroplasmida, Theileriidae. The transcript has 2 exons.